AUAUCAUUCAUAAAUCAAAAAUAAAAAAAAUCAGUAUUAAUUUCCAUAAAUAUAUGAAUUUCUUUAGUGGGAAGGUUUGUUGAUUUGAUUAACCAAGUCAGACCACAAUCCCUCUAAUUGCCAGGCUUUGCUUAACCAGAGAGAGAGGAAGACAGAAGAACAGGAGGAGAGAGAUUUUUAUUCCAAUUCAAUUACCUAAUCAUCUGUUUCUUCUGCUUCUUCUCAAUAUCAUCAUCAUCUUUAAUAAUUCAACAAAAUGAACGAGAAAGCCCACGUCACCAAGGAGCUCAACGCCAGACAUCGCAAGGUUUUGGAAGGGCUUCUUAAGUUGCCUGACAAUAGGGAAUGUGCUGACUGCAAAACGAAGGGUCCAAGAUGGGCAAGUGUAAAUUUGGGCAUCUUCAUAUGCAUGCAGUGUUCUGGAAUCCACAGAAGUCUGGGGGUGCAUAUUUCGAAGGUGAGAUCAGCAACACUCGACACAUGGCUUCCGGAACAGAUUGCAUUCAUUCAGUCCAUGGGAAAUGAAAGAGCAAAUAGUUAUUGGGAAGCAGAAUUGCCUCCCAAUUAUGAUCGAGUUGGAAUUGAGAACUUCAUCCGUGCAAAGUAUGAAGAAAAGAGGUGGGUUCCAAAAGAUGCUAGUCAUGGAUCACCGUAUAGCGGAGGGGAAAAAUACACGCCUUCACAUCAAUCAAGAGUGGAGGAAAGGAAUGGGCAUGUAAAUGCCAACAAACCUGUUAAUGUGAUCGAGGAGAGGAAAAACACUGUUCUUCCUAGUACUAGGGAGAUCAGGUCAGCAGGGAGAAUAAGUAUCCCAUCCCCUCCAAAAGGAAUUGAGCAUUCUGCUCCAGUUCAUCAGCCUCAAUAUGAGAUACAGAAACCUGAAGCAACUGUUCAAGAACCAGAAGUAAUUGAGCAGUCAGCUAACACAUCUUCAGCCCCCCCUCCUAAAGUUGAUUUUGCUACUGAUCUUUUCAACAUGCUUUCUAUGGAUGAUCCCGGUGAAAGUCCUCCUGAGAGUGCCAAUAAUGAUGAUAAUGGCUGGGCAGGAUUCCAAUCUGCUGGGCAAACGUCAACUUCUGAGAAAGCUGAAGUGAAGAAGGAUGUUGAAACUGGCAAGAAAUCUUCUUCUGAAUUUGAAGAUCUAUUUGGUGAUUCUUCAGUAUCCACUACUCCAGUUAUGCAGCAACCUCAGAAAGAUGCAAAAUCAGAUAUUAUGAGCCUUUUUGAGAAGUCAAACAUGGUAUCACCAUUUGCUCUUCAUCAACAGCAAAUAGCAAUGCUGGCACAGCAACAGAGUCUUCUUAUGGCUGCAGCUGCUCAAGCAGCUAAUGGGGCUUCAAAAUCAAACGUCAAUAUGCAACAACCUGGAUUAAAUGGCACCAACAUGCCGACUCAAAACUGGCCAGGUCUUGGGUAUCAAAUUCCUGGUUUAACUAUGCAAUCAGCUGGUCAGAAUGAACCGCCAAAAUCAGUUCAGGUUGGGAACCCUCCGUCAAUGCACCUAACAGGAAAUCCUUCCUCUUUCCCAGCAAUGGGUUUCUAUUCUAUAGGUCAAGCUAUGCCUGUCAAUGGCGCAGCUGCUGUUGAAACGAGUAAAAGUUCUGCAGCAUCUGCAGUUUCAACUGGGACUUCAACGCAAAAGACAAAUGAUUAUGACUUUUCGUCACUAACCCAAGGGUUGUUUUCAAAGCGAUGAGUUACCCUUGGAAGAGUUUUCUGUUCAAGUCGUCCUAAUUAGGACCAGAAAAGUCGCAGGGAGAUGCAAGUUUGAGAGCAAUAUCCUCCAUUGGUUUCUGUAAAAACUAUACGUAGGGCAUUUUUAAACUGUUUGGUAUGGCUCUUUUGUAUGAUUUGUGCUUGAAAUGUAAUUUUUUUGGUGGGUCAAAUAAGGAUGAGUUUUGACAGACCAAACCAUUUGUACCUUAUGAUUUAGCUUCUCUGGAAUCUUUCUACACAACCGAUGAUUCUGAAUUUCUUAUGAUUCAUUUUUAUUCUGUAGAUUUCACCAUUACUGUCCAAUUUCGUCACCUUGGAUUUUAUACUGAGCGUGUCAUCUCAUAUUCGUAUCUCUA
This is a messenger RNA of Chenopodium quinoa (quinoa), 2072 nucleotides long. RefSeq names its product probable ADP-ribosylation factor GTPase-activating protein AGD5. Bases 257 to 1696 code for a protein of 479 amino acids. The transcript has 11 exons. Lineage: Eukaryota; Viridiplantae; Streptophyta; Magnoliopsida; Caryophyllales; Amaranthaceae. Gene Ontology annotation, molecular function: GTPase activator activity. The record is from RefSeq and is a predicted model, not a curated record.